Molecule: messenger RNA, 1447 nt
Organism: Paraphaeosphaeria sporulosa
Lineage: Eukaryota; Fungi; Ascomycota; Dothideomycetes; Pleosporales; Didymosphaeriaceae
Exons: 2
Coding region: 152-1372 (406 amino acids)
Source: RefSeq, a predicted model, not a curated record
UGUCUUAGGUGAUUAUCAGCGGAACUUGCCGUGCCUAAAAGUGCUUUUUGAGAAUUCCUGGUUUUCACGCACUUGGCCAGUGCAAGAGGUUGCUUUUUCUCAUGAGUGUAAGAUCAUUUCUGGCAAAUAUUCGAUAUCCGUAGACCAGCUCAUGCACUUCCUCACAUUAGUCAAAGACUACACGAGGGUGGACUACAGUCUGGACAGAACACAGGUACAUCGACAGAUGUGGAGGUACAUUCGACAUGUGCGUCUGUACAAACCUCAUCGUCCCUCAGCAGACACGAUGGAGAGCAGUUCUCGGGAGGCUUUGCAGACCGCCCUGCCGAAAACAAAACUCACCAAUUGCACGGCAAUGCUUCUGCGAACACGGAAACUUGACGCCACUGACCCUAGAGACAAGAUAUUCGCAAUCCAUGGCUUACUUUUAGUUUUGGGAGCAUGUUUGCCAAAUCCGGACUACUCGAAAUCGACCGAAAAAGUCUAUCGGGAGGCUGCCGCUGCCGCUAUAGCUCACGACGCUCGACUGCACAUCCUUGGAUCGAUCACAGGCGAGAGCCUGAUCAAAGACCUUCCAUCAUGGGUGCCUGAUUGGUCUUGCAACCAACCCAUAAGUGAAAUAGCAUCAUGGGACGACUACGUUGUACUAUCAGAGCCGGAAACAAUGUUGCGCAUAUCGGUAAUCGAUGGAAGUCGCCUAACACUUGGGGGUGUAGAAGUGGACACGAUUCAAGAGCAUUCGGUUGCUUUCCCCGAUCGCUACCAUGACAAUCGAAUAAGUGAGAUAAAGACACUGCUAGGAUCGUUGAAUAUGCUAGAGAAACAUUGUCAGCACAAGGGUCCAGUAGAAUUCUUUUCUGGUCUCAUAAAAAAACCGUGGCCGCGUACACGGAGUCCGCUGAAAAUGUUCGCGAAAGAUUUUUCUGUCCAAGUACUAUCAGCAUAUUGGAUUAAAGGCCUCAAACGUUUCGAAGAAAAUUCUGAUACUCUUCCAAACGCGCGAUACAGUGCCUCCGAUAUAGGGUACUGGGCAGGCAAAUGCGCUCAGGAGGACGGUCUUACACUCGGUGGCGAGUACAUUGGAGGGGAUGUCCGGUUCUUUCAUAAGCUCAUGCGAUCACUUUUGGACCGCAAAGUCAUGUUCAGAACCGAAAGAGGUUAUCUGGGAAUCGCAUCUCGAGCUCUUCAAAUUUCCGAUCGUAUCGUCUAUUUUCAGGGGGCCAGUGUGCCCAUGCUCAUUCGGAAAGUCGAGUCGAAUUGGCGGCUGGUUGCACCGGCUUAUAUACAGGACGGUAUGUUGGAGGAUAAAACCAACAAGCUUCUAGCUUCAGCAGGACCAGAUCUAAAUUGGAAGGAGUAUGUUCUGGUUUAGUAGGAGCCGUCGUAUGGACGAUUGACGAGGAUGACACCUACUGUGUCAUAAAUUACACGUUGUAUGUUGUUCUCA